AAAUCAUCCGGGGGUUCAGCAGCUGAGGAGGAGAGGAAAAGCAGAAGUCCUUGUUGAGGGUUUCAGCGCUGCAAGGACUUGGAGCAGCUAGUGAGGGCAAGUUUUAAGGUUGAUGGUGCCCUGGUCAGCGGCAGCCCGGGGAGAAGAUGGCUCAGCCCGCGCCCCUGAACCAAAACCUCCCAGGUCCCCGUGUAAUGGUCCGUGCUCCUCUUGCAGAUCUUGGGGGCCCAUUCCUGUACCGGGACCAGGACGAUGGGGAGAAGAGCUCAUAUUCUGUGGAAACCCCCUAUGGCUUCCUCCUGGAUCUGGAUUUCCUGAAAUAUGUCGAUGACAUUGAAAGUGGCCAAACGCUCAAGAAAGUGCCUCGCAGGUCCAAAGGGGCCCGGCACCCCCCCGGGGCCCUGCGCAGCCCUCGCAGCCGCACCAGCACCUGGACCUCCACCGAGUCCCUGGCCUCCACCACCAGUGAGGAGGGCAGGGCUGCCCUGCUGCUGUCCCCACACGGCCGCCUCUCCCUGGAGCCCCUCAGCAAACCAACCUCCCACCCCAUCUCGCCGCCGCCGGUGCGGCUGCUCCCGCCUCCCACCCACAAGUGCCUCGCGCGAAACCCACGGGUGGAGAAGACCUUGCUGGAGACAAGCAGGAGGCUGGAGCAGGAGCAGGGCCAUUUGCAGGGGAGUGGUGGUCCCUCCCGCAGUGCCCCAGGCCAGCCACCCUCCUGGGUGCCGACGGGCGCUGAGGGCUGGGGCCGGGGCAGCCCGGGCAGCUCGGGGCGCAGCACACCGGCGGCAGGGCUGGGUGCUGCGCCGCUGCAGCACGUGCGGGAGCAGAUGGCUGCAGCCCUGCGCCAGCUCCGGGACCUGGAGGAGCAGGUGAAAACCAUCCCCCUCCUGGAGACACAGAUCUGCGAGCUGAAGAGGGAGAAGGCGAAGCUGAUGGAGAAAUUGUCAGCGGGGGAGCCCAGUGAGGAUUUCAGCCACUCCCCUGGUUCUGAGGUGGGGCUGGAAGGAGAGGAGCCGCCUCGAGCGGGGCCGGAGAGUGACGCGGAGCCAGCAAAGGGGCGAGCGAGCAAGAUCGUGGAGCUGAGGAAGCUGACGGAGAAGUUGGCUGUGCCAGAGCGGGGCAGCAGGGCUUGGUCAGGCAGGAGCCCCAGGGCAGCCGAGAGGCCCUGCCGCUCCGUGGCGGUGGGCGAGGACCGGGCCAUGACCGACGCCGUCUUCUACUACCGGUCGCAGCAGGAGGGUGUUAAUGGUGACGUGCCGGACGGUGGGACGAGGGAGCACAGGGACGCAGCCGUCUGGGUGCUGGAGUCCUCGCUGGGGCUGGGCAGCGAGGCAGAGCAAGAGCUGGAGCUGCUGCAGCAGACAGUGGGGCACCAGAAGGAGGUGAUCGCCCUGAUGGAGGGGCACCUGCAGGAGGCCACGCGGGAGCUGGAGGAGCUGCGGCUGGAGGUCUGUGCCCGCCGGCUGGGCGGGCGGGCAGACAAGGAGGUGACAGCCAAGCCACAGGUGGCCGAGGCGCUGGUGGAGGCAGCAGUGGUGACACAGAGCCGGGCAGCCGGUGACCCCCCGGAGAUGGUGGAGGCAGGUGUGGAGUGCUGCCCACCAACCAGCUGUGUGGGGGUGGGCUGCCGCCCUGAUGGGCGGGACGUGGCCGUCGGCCCUGAUUUGGCCACCAGGUGUGAAGACAAGGGCAGCCAGACCGAGGUGGGCAGCGCGGUCCCAGCAGGCCAGGAGACAGAGCCCAGCACGGACGAUGCCCCGAGGAGCUGCUCAGUGCAGGGUGCGAGAGCCGUGAUGGGAACGUGCCAGGGCAGCCCAGUCCCUGGGGCGGCCACGCCGGGCACCACGCACAGCAGCCAGGACCUGUCCCCAGCACAGGAUGGCAGAGCUGCCCCAAGCCCCGUGGCUGGAGCCCUGAAGUCCAUCAUGAAGAAGCGAGACGGCGUCCCCCGGAGUGAGGUUGAGGGCAGCAAGAAGAGCCUGCAGUUUGUGGGCGUGCUGAACGGGGAGUACGAGAGCACAUCCAGCGAGGAGGAGGAGGAGGAGGAAGGAGACAGCUCCUCUGAGAAGGCUUCACCUGACAGCUCCGACAGUGAAGAGCAGGGGGACAGUGACACCUCAGAUGAGGAGGCUGGAGGAGGCAAGCACGAGCCAGGACAGGAGCCCGAGGGGGCUGUUGUGACCCCGCUGGAGCCCCCCGAGGUGAAGGAGAAGUUUGAGCUGAGCCCCAGGAUGCGGGAGGCCUGUCUGAUCGUCAAGACCCAUCUGGGCCACCCUACUGCCACCAAGAGCAAAGAGGUGCUUGCCAGCAGCAGCCUGGUCCUGCAGGAGUGGUUCCGUCUGUCCAGCCAGAAGUCGUCUGUUCCCGACACCGUCGCCAACCACCUCCUGGCCUUUGCUGAGGUCUCACCAGCUCUCCUGGCCCACGUGGUGAACCUGGCUGACGGGAACGGCAACACAGCCCUGCACUACAGUGUCUCCCACUCCAACUUCCACAUUGUGCAGCUGCUGCUGGACACGGGGGUCUGUAACGUGGACCACCAGAACAAAGCUGGCUACACAGCUCUCAUGCUGGCUGCGCUGGCGGCCGUCGAGCAGGAAGAUGACAUGAAUGUGGUCAGGAGGCUCUUCAGCAUGGGCAACGUCAACGCCAAAGCCAGCCAGGCUGGGCAGACAGCACUGAUGCUGGCUGUCAGCCACGGCCGGCAGGAGAUGGUGGCAGCUCUGCUGGCCUGCGGGGCCGACGUCAACCUGCAGGACGAGGAGGGCUCCACUGCCCUGAUGUGCGCGUGCGAGCACGGCCGCGCCGAGACAGUGAAGCUGCUGCUGGCUCAGCCCGCCUGCGACGUCUCCAUCGUGGACAGUGAUGGCAACAACGCCGUCGCCAUCGCGCUGGAGGCCGGACACAGCAACAUCGCCGUGCUCCUCUACGCCCACCUCAACGGCAUGAAGGCGCAGCAGCCCCAGGGGACAUCACCAUCAACAAAGAGCCCUGGGAGCCCAAAGAAACCAAAUUAGAGCGACCAUGGGAUCCAGCCAGUGGCCAGCCAUGUGCCAACUGGCCACCAUCAGUGCUAGGCUGUAAUUUAUGUCCCCUCUCCUGCCACUCUUCUGUGUGCUGAACCACUCUCUGAGGCUGCAGAUGCUUUAAUUCUCCUGUCAAUAGAGAAGGCACCUUCCCUGGGCCUCACUUGCCCAUCACCACUGCUGGAAGCGGCCACAUGUGGCCACCUCACUCCAAGUGACAGAGGAGCCAAGGAUCAAGUGACCACAAGGUGGGAAAUGCAGCCAGCAGAAGCCAGACCCGUUCCCCUGCACCCUCCCACAACUACUGGGGCUAUGCUGCUUCAGAGCCCUCUGCAAGUCACAGAAACACACCAGCAAAAAACAAACCCGGCAGAAAUAGCUCUAGUUUCAGCCCUUUUCGCCAGCUCCUGCAGCCCCAGGAAGGGAGCAGGGCUGGUGACAAGGAGCAAGGCAAGUGUCAGCUGCUGGCCCUGCCUGGUGCUGGCAGGGACACGGUGCUCGGCAGGGGCGGGGACACAAACCAGCGGGUUAACGCUGCCUCAGGCUGGGAGCACUUCCAGGCUGAAAUACUCGCCCCUUUUUUCCUGGCAUUUCCUUUCCUGGCUGAAAUCUGCCGUGUGUGCACAUGCACACAGAGCAAAAAAAAAAAAUAAAAAAAAAUUCCAGUGCUUACUGGAAGGAUGGAAAUCAACAUGAAAUCACUUUUGCUCGAUGGGAGCAAAACUUCCAGGCACUGGGGGCUGCAGCCAAGCAGAGCCACGAACAUCCAGGGACUGAGACUGCCCAGGCACUACCCACAUGGGACCUUCUCCCAAGGGAGACAGCAAUUAAUUCCUCAGCAUUUUAAAGUCUCGUAGCCACUGACUCUGAAGGCAACCAGAGCCAACAGCCAAGCCCCUCUGUGCACCCUUAUCUCACCAGAGGGAGAACAGCUGAGGAGAGCUCCAGGAAAAAGGGAAGGUUGGCAGGAAGAGCUCAGAGGGAACCUAGAGCCCACGGAGAUGGAUGCGUAUGUCAGAGGUGUGUGUGUCUGCAAGUGUGAGUGCACCAGGCAGGGUGGGAACAGACAAGGUAAGGACCAAGGACCAGGAGGAAAAAUAAAAAGGCUUUUGCAUGUGAAGCUGGCUCUGCUCUCCAAACCCUUCACAAAAGCACCAUGUCACAGCCCGUUUCUGCUCCUUGGCCCAGCCUCCGCCAUCCUUCCCGCCCCACACAGGCCUGGGCUGAGCCAUACUGGAAACUGGGAAAUGCUUCCCAGGAAACUUCUGGACAACGUGCUGCUGUCCUUGCAGUGGGUCUGUUUCAGCUUUGCACUGAAGUUCAUAUAAAUGCUCACAGCCACUCUCUAGUACACUACUUGUAUGUAUUCUGUACUCACUGCUUCGGUCUCACAGGUUUGUUUACUGAUAUUUUAAUACUGAUGUUUAUUUUUAAGAUAUAAAUAAAAUUGAAAGUAAAAUUAUUUUGAAAUAUUA
Apus apus (common swift) is the source of this 4504-nucleotide messenger RNA. It is a transcript of the gene KANK3, whose product is annotated as KN motif and ankyrin repeat domains 3. Gene Ontology annotation, cellular component: cytoskeleton; cytoplasm. Gene Ontology annotation, biological process: negative regulation of actin filament polymerization. The transcript is spliced from 11 exons. NCBI's taxonomy places the organism in Eukaryota, Metazoa, Chordata, Aves, Apodiformes, Apodidae. The record is from RefSeq and is a predicted model, not a curated record. The coding region runs from base 147 to 3020 and encodes 957 amino acids. Gene Ontology annotation, molecular function: protein binding.